AUGGUGCGCCGAGCAGUUGCCAUUCCCAAGGCAGCCAAGAAUGCCUUUGUGCCACCCUCUCAACGCAAGCAGGUCUUCUUGCCUGAGUUUGUGAUCGCCCUCGCCCGCACACCCUUCCUCUCUCCUCGUUACGCUCAAUUCCGCGUCCCUCUCAACUUCAACAAGCUGGAUUUGCGCGACUACCUCCAAAAUGCGUAUAAUGUGGGCAUUGUCAGUGUGCGCAGCUACAUUGAACAACAGCCAAUCACUCGCAUGACGCGAGAUGGAAGAAACAUCGGUGCCUGGCGACGACCAAAGGCGCAGAAGCGGAUGACCGUGGAACUGCGCGAACCCUUCGUUUAUCCUGAAGAGCCGAAGGAUCUUAGCCCAUGGGAGAAGGAAUCCUGGGAUGCUAGUGAGAAGUGGCAAACUGGUAUGCAGAAGAAGAUGCAGCAAAAGUCGCACAGCGCCGAGGAGCCCGAUACAGAUGUGCGCAAGGCCUUUGAAGAGCAGGCCAAGGAGCUCAAGAAGACUCCUGAGGAGUGGCGACCGUCGUCAAAGGCGUUGGGCGUGGAUCUCGCACGCAGGUUAUCCGUCAGGACAGGAGCGAAGACGGCGAAAUGA
Penicillium oxalicum is the source of this 603-nucleotide messenger RNA. RefSeq names its product mitochondrial 54S ribosomal protein uL23m. Bases 1 to 603 code for a protein of 200 amino acids. Gene Ontology annotation, biological process: mitochondrial translation. The transcript has 3 exons. Gene Ontology annotation, molecular function: structural constituent of ribosome. Lineage: Eukaryota; Fungi; Ascomycota; Eurotiomycetes; Eurotiales; Aspergillaceae. The record is from RefSeq and is a predicted model, not a curated record. Gene Ontology annotation, cellular component: mitochondrial large ribosomal subunit; ribosome.